CGACGCCGCUGCGCCCCGAGCCCCGGCGGCCCGCAAUGAAGGCGGCCAAGGGCGCGGGCGAGGAGGCGCCGCCGGGCGCGCGGUCCGCCAAGGUGGUCCUGGUGGGCGACGGCGGCUGCGGGAAGACGUCGCUGCUGAUGGUCUUUGCCGACGGCGCCUUCCCCGAGAGCUACACGCCCACAGUGUUCGAGCGGUACAGCGUCAACCUGCAAAUGAAAGGCAAACCGGUGCACCUCCAAAUCUGGGACACCGCAGGGCAAGACGACUAUGACCGCCUGCGGCCCCUGUUCUACCCUGAUGCCAACGUCUUCCUCCUAUGCUUCGACGUCACCAGCCCAAACAGCUUUGACAACAUCUUUAACCGGUGGUACCCGGAGGUGAAUCACUUCUGCAAGAGGGUGCCCUUUAUCGUGGUGGGCUGCAAGACAGACCUGCGCAAGGACAGGUCGCUGGUGAAGAAGCUGCGGAAAAAUAGGUUGGAGCCAGUGACCUACUACCGGGGCCAGGAGAUGGCACGGUCGGUGGGCGCAGUGGCCUACCUGGAGUGCUCAGCCCGGCUCCACGACAACGUCCAUGCAGUCUUCCAGGAGGCGGCCAAGGUGGCCCUCAGCAGCCGCAGGCGCAACUUCUGGCGGCGGAUGACGCAGAGCCUUUGCGUGGUGACCUGACUGGCCUGGGGUCCCCUGCCCCCAACUGCGCCAUCUACCUCCAAGCACCAAGCACCGUGGGAGAGAGCGGGGCACUGACCUGCCAAGUCGGCUGGACUGUCCCUCAAACAGACGGGACCCACCGGGGCCGGCCCGGAGCCUGGGAUCCCAGGACUGGAGGGAAACCCCUCCGACGCUUGAGGAAGGAGGUUCCCGGGCCCCCCUGUCUGGAGUGCUAGUUCUGGAGUCUCCUGGGAAUCACUGAUACUCUCCCCGCCCCCAGCUCCCCACCCUGGGUGGCAGGUCCUGGAGCAGCCUGGGCAGCCUGGUGCCACCUGGCGGCGGUUCCCAGGCCUGCACCUCCCCGGACCUCUUGCCAGAACCCUCUCCCUGCCCCAGUAUAACUGUAACAACUAAACCCACGUCACUUGUCA
This is a messenger RNA of Choloepus didactylus (southern two-toed sloth), 1081 nucleotides long. It is a transcript of the gene RHOD, whose product is annotated as ras homolog family member D. Gene Ontology annotation, molecular function: GTP binding; GTPase activity. The transcript is spliced from 5 exons. Bases 36 to 668 code for a protein of 210 amino acids. Lineage: Eukaryota; Metazoa; Chordata; Mammalia; Pilosa; Megalonychidae. Gene Ontology annotation, biological process: cell migration; small GTPase-mediated signal transduction. The record is from RefSeq and is a predicted model, not a curated record.